AUGGCCUCUCGGUCGAGCAGCGGCGCUGGCAGCCGUGGGAGCGAUGCCUCGGCGCAGUACGAGAACAUAUCAACCAGCCAGAAGAUGAUAUCCGCCACCUGGGGGAGUCUUCUCACGUCAUUACUAGUAACACCUUUGGAUGUGGUCAGAGUGCGUCUACAGGCGCAGACACCGAUUGUGCGGGCCUCGCCACAGCCUACGACACUGACAUCCGUCUCUCCAUCACCGCUGACCUUCUUCCGACACCUCCCUCCCAAUCUCGGCGUGACGGCGUGCUGCCGGGAAGUCUUCUGGAUAGGAGAGAAUGCGCAGACACAGUUCUGCCUGGUGAACCAGCCACCACCAACUACAUCUACAACCACAGCACCAUCUAAUACAUCUAUAUCAUCGUCUCCGCAGACAUGCGUGGUCGAGCAACGCAAGUCCUACACCUCUACACUCGACGGGCUGCGCAAGAUAGCACGCCAUGAAGGCCCAUUGUCACUCUGGCGCGGCCUCUCCCCCACGCUGGUGAUGGCAAUCCCGGCCAACGUCAUCUACUUCACGGGGUACGACUGGCUGCGGUACGACAGCGGCAGCCCCGUGGCCAGCUACGUUCCGGCCAGCGCGGCUCCGCUGGUGGCAGGCUCCGUUGCGCGGAUAGCAGCCGCAUCCGCGAUCAGUCCGAUCGAGAUGUUCCGAACGCGGCUGCAGGCGAUCCCGGCGGGCGGCGGCGUGCAUGGCCCGGACCACUUCAAGGCCACGCUGCGAGACCUCGGCCAGAUGGUGCAGCGGGAAGGGUACACCUCUCUCUGGCGCGGGCUGACGCUGACCAUGUGGCGAGACGUGCCCUUUUCGGGCCUGUACUGGUGGGGAUACGAGCGCAUCAAGCGGCAGCUCGAGUCAAUGCGAGGCCAUGUCUUUCCUCACACUUAUGCCUGUGAUGACCCAGCACUCAAGACAACGACAACAGCAUCAACAGCACCUCACUCGCCGAGCUCGACGGUGGUGUUUGUGGAGAGCUUCACGGCCGGGGCAGUGUCGGGAGCCGUGUCGGCGCUGGUGACGACCCCGUUCGACGUCGGCAAGACGAGACAGCAGGUGGCCCCGGGCUCGUCCGGGUCGAUCCCGCGCUUCCUGCUCAGCAUCCUGCGGGACGAGGGCGUGCAGGGCCUGUUCAGGGGCUGGGCUGCGCGCUGUCUCAAGGUCGCCCCGGCCUGCGCCAUCAUGAUCUCGAGCUACGAGGUCGGCAAGCAGGUCGCCAGCACCGCCAACGACGACUAA
Messenger RNA from Nannizzia gypsea CBS 118893, 1263 nucleotides. RefSeq names its product solute carrier family 25 member 39. Gene Ontology annotation, biological process: mitochondrial transmembrane transport. The record is from RefSeq and is a predicted model, not a curated record. NCBI's taxonomy places the organism in Eukaryota, Fungi, Ascomycota, Eurotiomycetes, Onygenales, Arthrodermataceae. The transcript is spliced from 2 exons. The coding region runs from base 1 to 1263 and encodes 420 amino acids.